CGGGACCGCACGCAGAAGGCGCUCUUCCUGGAGCUGGUGCCGGCCUAUAACCGGCUCCUGGAGAAGGCAGAGCUGCUGGCCAAGGUCUCUGAGAAGCUGCAGCAGGAGCCACCAGCUGUCACUCCUCCCACCCGCCAGAGCCCCAGGGAGGAGGAGUCAGGGCCUGGCUCAGACCAAGUCCCAGCAAUAGUCACCUUGCGGACCAAGUGGCAGGAGAAGGAGGAGGGGGUCCGGCUGGAGUGUGGCAAGAUGGCCUACCAGGUGGUGGAGAAGAGCGCAGCCUUGGACACCCUGGAGGCCCAGCUGCAGGAGCGGCAAAGCAGGCUGGAGGCUCUGCAGGUCCGCGUGGCCCAGUUGCAGGAGGCGCGGGGGCUGCAGGCCCGGCAGGUGGAGGACCAGCGGGCCCAGAACGCGGCGCAGCGGGAGGCCUACGAGGCACUGCGCGUGCACACCAGCUUCCAGGAGGCCGCACUGCGCAGGCUCCAGGAGGAGGCGCGCGACCUGCUAGAGCGGCUAGUUCAGGGCAAAGCGCGCGCCGCUGCAGAACGCAACUUGCGCAACGAGCGCCGGGAGCGGGCGCACCAGGAGCGGGUGACCCAGGAGCUGAAGAAGGCAGCUAAGCGGACCGUGAGCAUCAGCGAGAGCCCAGACACCUUUGGUGAUGAUGGGACAAAGAAGGGGAGCGAGACCCUGACCCUGGCCCUGGCCACUGAGCCCGAGCCCCUGGACAGUGAGACUUGUGAGAAAUGGAAGAGGCCGUUCAGGUCUGCCUCGGCCACCUCCCUGACGCUGUCCCGCUGUGUGGAUGUGAUGAAGGGGCUCCUGGAUUUCAAGAAGAGGAGAGGUCACUCAGUUGGUGGAGUCCCUGAGCAGCGGUACCAGAGCAUCCCUGUGUGCAUGGUGGCCCGACUUCCCACGUGGGCUCAGGAUGUGCUGGAUGCCCACCUCUCUGAGGUCAAUGCUGUUCGUUUUGGUCCCAACAGCAGCCUCCUGGCCACCGGAGGGGCUGACCGCCGUAUCCACCUCUGGAACGUUGUGGGAGGUCGCCUAAAGGCCAGCCAGACCCUCGAGGGAGCUGGUGGCAGUAUCACCAGUGUGGAUUUUGACCCCUCGGGCUCCCAGGUUUUGGCAGCUACCUACAACCAGGCCGCCCAGCUUUGGAAGGUGGGAGAAGCCCAGUCCAAGCAGGAGACACUGUCUGGACACACAGAUAAGGUGACAGCGGCCAAAUUCAAGCUAACGAAGCACCAGGCAGUGACCGGGAGCAGGGACCGCACAGUGAAGGAGUGGGACCUCGGCCGUGCUUACUGCUGCAGGACGAUCAACGUGCUCUCCUACUGUAACGACGUGGUGUGUGGGGACCAUGUCAUCAUCAGUGGCCACAAUGACCAGAAGAUCCGGUUCUGGGAUAGCAGAGGGCCCCGCUGCACCCAGGUCAUCCCUGUGCAAGGCCGAGUCACCUCCCUGAGCCUCAGCCAUGACCAGAUGCAUCUGCUCAGCUGUUCCCGUGAUGACACCCUCAAGGUCAUCGACCUGCGCGUCAGCAACAUCCGCCAGGUGUUCAGGGCUGAUGGCUUUAGGUGCGGCUCUGACUGGACCAAAGCUGUGUUCAGGUACGUCCAUCUGCCUGUGCUGAGCACGUGCGUCCCAUCCAACCCUGGCGUGGGUGUGUGCUCACCUCUGAGCCCCUCUCCUCUGCAUGGCUGCUGCAGCCCGGACAGAAGCUAUGCGCUGGCGGGGUCCUGGGACGGAACCCUGUACAUCUGGGACGUGGACACUGGAAAGCUGGAGAGCAGCCUCCGGGGACCCCACUGCGCUGCUGUCAACGCCGUGGCCUGGUGCCACGCUGGGAGUCACGUGGUGAGCGUGGACCAGGCCCGGAAGAUUGUCCUCUGGUACUAGGGCCCCAGCUGGCCAGCCCUGUCUGGGCCACAGCCCUGGGCCGAAGCCUGGAGUACAGAGCUGGUUCCCUCUGCUUUGUAGGGCUCCAGAGCCAGUGGUAGCACAGGAGCAGGCGGGGUGGCCUGGGAUUCAGGGGGGAAGAAGGCUGGGCAGGACCUGGCCUGUUUGCUUAAAAACCAAGUGUGGGUUGGGGAAAUUAUAGUAUUUUUGUCUCUCUCUUUUCUUAAA
Molecule: messenger RNA, 2130 nt
Organism: Tupaia belangeri chinensis (Chinese tree shrew)
Lineage: Eukaryota; Metazoa; Chordata; Mammalia; Scandentia; Tupaiidae
Gene: ATG16L2
Product: autophagy related 16 like 2
Exons: 17
Coding region: 250-1902 (550 amino acids)
Biological process (GO): autophagosome assembly
Molecular function (GO): protein binding
Source: RefSeq, a predicted model, not a curated record